Tetranychus urticae (two-spotted spider mite) is the source of this 3314-nucleotide messenger RNA. RefSeq names its product serine/threonine-protein phosphatase 1 regulatory subunit 10. Lineage: Eukaryota; Metazoa; Arthropoda; Arachnida; Trombidiformes; Tetranychidae. The record is from RefSeq and is a predicted model, not a curated record. Gene Ontology annotation, cellular component: PTW/PP1 phosphatase complex; nucleus; chromatin. Gene Ontology annotation, molecular function: protein phosphatase 1 binding; metal ion binding.
GAAGUCUUCUAUUUUUUCAUUUCAUCAAAUGUUUUCAUCGCUGAAUUAAAUGUUAAAUAUAUUAUUUAAUUAAAAAUAUUACAAUUUAUCAAUAUGUUUUUCCAUUGUCAAAUAGUUAACAACAUCACUGGUUGAUUAAAACAAAAUUAAUAAUUAAACAUAUAAAGUAGUAAAUCUAAAAAGGCCGCACUCAUUUACCAAACCUAAAGUCAACCUUUCUUUAUAUUCUCUUGACAUUUUUUCCUCUUUUGUUCUUUACGUUUUUUUAUACAAUUACACAUAUAUUUAUAUAUAUACAUAUAAUAAUCUUAAUUAUAUUUAUAUAUAUAUAACAAUUAAAUUAAUGGCUCCCGUUGAUCCAACGGAAUUAAUCAAGGCAUUCAAGCCUUGCCUGACUGAAUUAGGUGGCAUCAAGUCAAUCUCAAAUGUGCCUAAAUUAUUCAAUCUAAUGAAAAGAUAUUCCAAAAAAUUGGUCAGCCGUUGUAUUUUCUGUAGUAUACUUCUGUCAACAGAACCGGACAUUUUACAAUGUUUUCUAGAGGAACAAGAUGGAUGGGAAUUAAUAAAUGCUUGGUUAAAAGAAGGACUCAAAGGAGAAAAUUAUCCGUACAUAUGCGAACUGAUUGACCUUCUUGACAAGUGCCCUAUGACAGUUGAGAGGUUAAAAAAGAAUGAUACACCAAAGUUAGUUAAACAGCUAGCUAAAACUGCUGACAAGGAGAUUUCUGAUAAAGCAAAAACUGUGGUUACCAAAUGGUAUGGAUUGAUCAAAGCGAAUGAAAAUAUUAACAAUGGCAACUUAGCUCGCAAAAAAAGAAAGAAAGAUAAGUCUAUUGACGAUGAAGACAGCAGUGAUUCAACAAAGUUACGAAAGGUUAAAGGUGGAGGUGUAUUGCAACAACAAGCUUCAGUUAAUGAUGCCACUGUUACUAAUAGUUCAUCUGGUGACACUGCAAACAAACCAACGUCAACAACUAAAUCCAUAGAGGACGAUGACAGUGUUACAUCUAGUAGUAAAUCCGAACAGCGACCAAGAACGGCGAAGGUUUCUUUCGGUAAAUCUCGAGGUUUAGGCCUUUUGGAAGACAGUAGUACUGGCUCUAGUAAACUCAAAGGUUCAAGCAAAAAAGGUGAAGAACCUCAUUCAACUACAGACAAAUCUGGUCCUGGUAAAAAUACCAAGUUAAACAGCAAAUCAGCUGACAGUUCCGCUUCAGUUUCUAGUAGUGGUCAAGCCGUUCAAGCAAAAACAGUCGCCACAGCUAAACCCAAGCAUACUCUUAAAGAGGCAGUUGGUUUUAUCACAGACAUUGUAAAUCUUUCAACCGUCGGUCCAGUCAGAAAAAGAAGAAAGUCUGAAUCGAGAUCAAAAUCUACAACAACAGGUAGUAAUGCUGCCAAAGAUUCAGGUUCGGUCGAAAGUUCCAAUAAUGGAGAUGAACAGGGUCAAGAACCAAUGGAUACCGAUGAUCUAUCAGAUGAGAUGGACGACGAAAGGGUAGCAUCAGCAUCAGGAGAUGAUUCUAAUAGUAAUGCUGGCAAUAAUAAUAAUAAUAUUAAUAAUCUUAAUAGUAAUAAUAAUGAUGAUGAUAGAUUACCAAUUGUUGACGUUCCUGAAAUAGAUAAUCUUGUAAUUCCUGAGAUUGAUGCUAGUAAAUUACCAGGUGUUUUCAAAUCUAUUCUUAGCUAUGGUAGACCAUCCAAUAAAUCUAAAAAAUCUGUUAGAUGGAGAGCGGAGGAUAGGCUUAAAGAAAUCAGAUUCUUUGAGCUUGACGAAACUGAAAGAGCCAAUGUGUCUAAAGGUAAUUUUGGUGAUUACAGAUCUAUUGAUAUAAAAAAUGAACGUCAAAUGUUACAACAAAUAAGGAAUAAGGGUAUACCAGUUGUCCCUGGGUCAUCAGGGACACCAAUAGCAGCACCAACAGCAGAAAAGUCGGUUUCUUAUCUUCCUUGGAGACUAAUUUUAAUUGAGCUACCUCCAGGAUUGCCUUUAACAGAAGCCGGAAGUCAAUCCGAAGAAAAACGAAUUCAAGCCGAAGCAACAAGAAACUCUUUGAACAGCGACUUCUUCCCAACUAUUGGAACUGCUCCCGAGUAUUAUCCCAAGGAACCUGAUCUUCUCGAACCAAGUGAAAACAUUACUGGACCUCGAAAAAUUCCAUUAGAGGAUGAAAACUUCACAGUCAACGACUUUUCUCAAGUACCACCUCCUCAGCCAAAGACUGGUGAAUCUUACUCUGCUAAUCGAGGAUCAGUCCCCGGUCCAACAGUUCCUGUCCCAGGGUCGUUCCAUACUCCAGUUCCUGGUAUGGGGGGACCUCCAAGACCUCCAGGUGGUCCUAUUCCUAGGACACCUUAUCCUCCUGCAGGAUUUGUGCCACCAGUGGCAGGAUACCCACCUUACGCUGGACCUUACACUCCUCCUGUUGCUGCUAUUCCACCCGGUUCUGGUCGCCUCAUUCCACCUCGUCCAAUACCUCCUGCUGGGUUUCAACCACCUCCUGGUGCUUGGCAAUCUAGACCGCGAGUGCCUCCAAUUUGUCGUAAUUUCCUUAAAAAUGGAAACUGCCGGUUCAUGGCCCGUUGUAAUUAUCUUCAUCAAUAUCCGAACUCGAACAAUUCUCAUGGACCAAAUCCAUCAUCAAGUCAACCUCAUAUGGAAUAAAGGAAUCGAGUCGGUUCUUCUUUUUGUUGCUCUUCUCUACAAUCUGUAUUUCAUCUUUACUCUCGUCAUACCUCAUUCAUCUUUACAUUGUAGCUUUGCCAUUUCUCCUCAUCUCUUUCAUCACUCUUGACACUCAUCAUAUCCUCUCGAACGAAAUCUCUUCAUGUCUUUCUCUACCUUUUGCUCUUCUAAUCAUUUAUCCCUUCCAACUUUUGUAAUUAAUUGGUAUGAUCAGUUCGAGAAUUUUUCUAAUGCAAAUUUUGUCACUUCUUUGUAUGUUGUAAUAAGGGCAAUAACGAUCAUCCUGACGAUUCUACCAUUCUUCUUAAACCUCUCCACUCAUCAUUAUCAUCAUCACACCUACUCAAACCUUUGUCUUGUUGUUAAUUGAGAAACUUUACCUGUUAAAUCAAAAAUUAACCUUUUCCAGUUCGUCUAUCUCUUUAUUUCCAUUCAAUAUAAAAUUGUUUCACAUUUGUUUUGUAGAUAGACUUCUCUCUAUCUCCCUAUGAUUUUUCCCUUUCCAAUUCCUCCCAAAAAAUUAAGAUGUAAAUAGAAAUUACUCUAAAAUUGCAAAAAGAUUAUGUUUAACUAAGAAAGAAACAAAAAUAAUGAUAAAAAUGCAAAUGAAAAAAUUAGAAUGAACUUA